UUACAGUGAGAUAUUUCCCGCAUACAGGAUGUGGCUCCCGCUGCUGGUGGUGUUAGGCCUGCUUCUCCUGUUCAGAUGGUACAGACAAAGGCAAAUCCUGGAAAAUCUUAGAGAUAAAUAUGUUUUUAUCACUGGCUGUGAUUCUGGAUUUGGAAACUUGUUGGCUAAGCAGUUGGACAAACGUGGAGUGAGGGUUCUGGCUGCCUGUCUGACAGAGACCGGGGCUGAGAGCCUGAAGAAAGAGUCCUCCAGCAGACUGCAGACAGUAAUACUGGAUGUUUCAGAUAGCCAGAAUGUUAAUUCUGCUGGUCAAUGGGUAUCUCAAAUUGUUGGAGAAAGAGGACUCUGGGGACUGGUGAAUAACGCUGGUAUUAGUGGUCCAGUGGCUCCAAAUGGAUGGCUGAAAAAGGAUGACUUUUUAAAACCUUUGAAUGUGAAUUUACUAGGGAUGAUUGAUGUAACUCUCACAUUACUACCUCUUAUAAAAAGAGCCCAUGGACGGAUUGUGAACGUCUCCAGUAUCCUUGGAAGAAUUGCACUAACUUCAGGUGGUUAUUCUAUAUCCAAGUACGGUGUGGAAGCAUUCUCUGACACCCUAAGACGGGAAGUUAUGGAUUUUGGCAUUAGGGUUUCUAUAGUUGAACCAGGAGGUUUCAAUACCGGUAUUAUUAACUUGUCCAUGCAUGAGAAGAAUAUAAGCGAAAAAUGGGAGGCUCUGCCAUCGGAGACCAAGAUGAGUUAUGGAGAAAAGUACAAAGAGAAAUAUAUACAGUAUUUGCGUAUGGCAAUUUCAUCUGGCUCUUCCAAGAUCUUCAAGGUGACAAACUGUAUGGAGCAUGCACUGACUGCUUAUUACCCAUGGACAAGAUACUCUGCGGGAUGGGAUGCCAAGUUAUUAUUUAUCCCACUUUCUUACAUUCCAACAUUCAUUGCUGAUCGAGUAGCAAGGAGGAAUUUACCAAGACCAACUUAG
This is a messenger RNA of Nanorana parkeri, 973 nucleotides long. Its product is annotated as retinol dehydrogenase 3-like. Bases 29 to 973 code for a protein of 314 amino acids. The transcript has 4 exons. The record is from RefSeq and is a predicted model, not a curated record. NCBI's taxonomy places the organism in Eukaryota, Metazoa, Chordata, Amphibia, Anura, Dicroglossidae. Gene Ontology annotation, molecular function: oxidoreductase activity.